Helicoverpa zea (corn earworm) is the source of this 733-nucleotide messenger RNA. Its product is annotated as larval cuticle protein 1. Lineage: Eukaryota; Metazoa; Arthropoda; Insecta; Lepidoptera; Noctuidae. The coding region runs from base 83 to 484 and encodes 133 amino acids. Gene Ontology annotation, molecular function: structural constituent of chitin-based larval cuticle. The transcript has 3 exons. The record is from RefSeq and is a predicted model, not a curated record. Gene Ontology annotation, cellular component: chitin-based extracellular matrix.
GAUGACCGAAUCCGGAAUAUCGACACAGUUUGUUUGCUGUCCUUUGACAUUACGUUAGACGUAGAGAAAUGUAUAAAAGAAUAUGCAGUAUUUCUGGGGAACAUCAGUUGCACGCCAGACAGCGAACAAUACUAAACUUACUAAAAUGAAGUCGAUCAUCCUUGUCGCUCUUGCCCUCGUGGCCCUCGCUGUGGCUGCACCGCCUGCUGAAGAGCCUGUUCAGAUCCUUCGGUCGGAGUUCAACCAGCAGCCCGAAGGCAGCUAUCAAUUCGGAUUUGAAACUGCGGAUGGGAUCUCCCGCUCCGAAACUGGUGAUGUGAAGGAAGCCUUGGAUGAGGAGAACAAGCCCCACAAGGUUGUUGUCGUCCGCGGCUCAUACAGCUACACCGACAAGGAGGGCAACCCUGAGACCGUCAACUACUUCGCUGACGAGACCGGCUACCAUGCUGAGGGAUCCUCCAUCCCUAAGCCCGCCCGGAAAUAAGCCACCACCGAUGACGCUCCGAUAGUUAUGAAAAUAAUGAAUCGUUCAUUGGCUGCCCUGAUUAGUGACUCCGAUAACGUUUAAGGAAUGAAUCGACGGUUACCGUAGCGCUGAAGUUAAGCAUAAGCUGACUUCUAAGCGUCUAUCUUUGACUAAGCCCACUGCCAUAUUUUUGUACGUUUUUAUAUUAUUUGCUGUGAUUAAUAACGUAAUUUACAGCGGAAUUAAAGUUCUGUUUAAGCCAUUAAA